CGCGCAGUUUUCGUCGGCGCGCGCACUGUGCCUGGGGCCCAGCUGUGGCGCCGCGCGUGCGCGUUCCGCUGUGCGCGGCAGGGCACUGGGCUAAGCGGCUGAGGCCGCACCCCAAGAGGCGGGCAUAGACAGGAGGAGGGUCGGCCGGGCGUGUGGGCGGGGCGUGACCUGGAGGCGGGGCGGGGCCCGAGGCUCGCGGCGCCCAGCUCUCGCGAGAGCGGCGCUUGAUGACGACCGGGAGGGCGGGGCGCGUCUGGGGCGCCGGCGGGUGCGUUUGAAUCUGGUCCGAGCGCGGGAAACGGCGGGUCCGGGAGCCCAGGAAUGGCCUUUUGAAAGGGAGCAUCUUCAGAAUCUAGCAGCUGGGAUCAGAUUAUUCUUUUGUUGAAUCAACUCAGAUCUGCCAAGACAGCAUCUUGCUAAGGGUUAAAAAAUAAAUGACAUUUGAACAGUUCCAUCUGUCAUGGAAAAACGUGAGACAUUCGUACAAGCCGUGUCUAAGGAGCUGGUUGGAGAGUUUUUGCAAUUUGUUCAACUUGAUAAAGAGGCCUCUGAUCCUUUCAGCCUAAAUGAAUUACUGGAUGAAUUAUCAAGGAAACAGAAAGAAGAAUUAUGGCAAAGACUGAAGGAUUUAUUGACAGAUGUGUUGUUAGAAAGCCCCGUGGAUGGGUGGCAGGUAGUGGACGCCCAGAGUGAAGAUAAUAUGGAAACAGAACAUGGCUCAAAAAUGAGAAAAAGCAUAGAAAUAAUUUAUGCAAUUACAUCUGUGAUUCUUGCUUCUGUAUUUGUAAUCAAUGAAAAUGAGAACUAUGAAGCCUUACUGGAAUGUGUUAUUAUAUUAAAUGGUAUUUUAUAUGCAUUACCUGAGUCUGAACGAAAACUACAGAGUUCUAUUCAGGAUUUGUGUGUUACCUGGUGGGAGAAAGGCCUGCCUGCCAAGGAAGACACAGGGAAGACAGCCUUUGUCAUGUUGCUAAGGAGGAGUCUGGAGACUAAGACAGGUGCAGACAUAUGUCGGCUUUGGCGUAUCCAUCAAGCUUUAUAUUGCUUUGAUUAUGAUUUGGAGGAAAGUAGAGAAAUUAAAGAUAUGUUACUUGAGUGCUUCAUAAAUAUUAAUUAUAUCAAGAAAGAAGAGGGAAGAAGAUUUCUUAGUUCUCUUUUCAACUGGAAUAUAAACUUUAUCAAAAUGAUCCAUGGGACCAUUAAAAACCAGUUACAGGGAUUACAAAAGUCUUUGAUGGUAUACAUUGCAGAAAUUUAUUUCAGAGCUUGGAAAAAGGCUUCAGGGAAAAUACUGGAGACAAUUGAAAAUGAUUGCAUCCAGGACUUCAUGUUCCACGGGAUACACCUUCCAAGGAGGUCUCCAGUGCACUCCAAAGUGCGGGAGGUUCUGAGUUACUUUCACCAUCAAAAGAAAGUUCGGCAGGGAGUGGAAGAGAUGCUUUAUAGAUUAUAUAAACCCAUUCUUUGGAGAGGACUAAAGGCCAGAAACUCUGAAGUUCGAUCAAAUGCUGCAUUGCUGUUUGUUGAAGCAUUUCCUAUUAGGGAUCCAAGUUUUCACGCUAUUGAAAUGGAUAGUGAAAUUCAGAAACAGUUUGAAGAGCUCUAUAGCCUUUUAGAAGAUCCUUAUCCGAUGGUCCGUUCCACAGGGAUCCUUGGUGUUUGUAAAAUAACUUCCAAGUACUGGGAAAUGAUGCCCCCAACCAUUCUUAUUGACCUCCUGAAGAAGGUGACUGGGGAACUGGCAUUUGACACGAGCUCAGCUGAUGUUCGUUGUUCUGUCUUUAAGUGUCUGCCAAUGAUAUUGGAUAACAAACUGAGCCACCCAUUGUUAGAGCAGCUCCUGCCAGCUCUCAGAUACAGUCUCCACGACAAUUCGGAGAAAGUGAGAGUGGCUUUUGUGGACAUGCUGUUGAAGAUCAAAGCUGUGAGGGCUGCUAAGUUUUGGAAAAUAUGCCCCAUGGAGCACAUUCUGGUUCGUCUGGAAACUGAUUCUCGACCCGUGUGUCGGCGCCUGGUGAGACUCAUCUUUAAUUCUUUCCUGCCUGUGAAUCAGCCAGAGGAGAUCUGGUGUGAGCGCUGUGUCACACUGGUGCAGAUGAACCACGCCGCUGCCAGGAGGUUUUAUCAGUAUGCCCACGAACAGACCGCCUGCACCAACAUAGCAAAGCUGAUUCAUGUUAUUCGUCAUUGCUUAAAUGCCUGUAUCCAGAGGGCAGUGAGAGAGCCUGCGGAGGAUGAGGAGGAGGAGGAGGAGGAAGAGGAGGAAGAGGACGGGAGGGAGAAGGAGAACAUGAGCGUUCUGGACAAAACACUGUCAGUAAGUGAUGUUGCAUGCAUGGCAGGUUUACUAGAAAUCAUUGUGAUUCUCUGGAAAAGUAUUCACAGAAGUAUGGAAAAUAAUAAAGAGGCCAAAGUUUACACCAUUAACAAGUUUGCCUCUGUGCUUCCAGAGUAUCUGAAAGUAUUUAAGGAUGAUCGCUGCAAGAUCCCUUUAUUCAUGCUAAUGUCCUUUAUGCCGGCUUCUGCUGUCCCUCCAUUCAGCUGUGGUGUGAUCGCCACUCUGAGAAGCCAGGAGGAGGGUGCUGUGGACAAGAGCUACUGUACUUUGUUGGAUUGCCUCUGCUCCUGGGGGCAAGUGGGCCACAUUCUGGAGCUUGUUGACAACUGGCUGCCCACAGAGCAUGCCCAGACCAAGAGCAACGCAGCUUCUAAACGCAGGGUCCAGAUCCAUGACACACGCCCAGUCAAACCUGAAUUGGCAUUGGUCUACAUUGAGUAUCUGCUGACUCAUCCAAAGAAUCGCGAGUGCCUGCUCUCUGCUCCUCGGAAGAAACUUAACCAUCUUUUGAAAGCCCUUGAAACGUCAAAGGCGGAUCUGGAGUCACUUCUGCAGCUACCAGGUGGGAAGCCUCGUGGCUUCAGUGAAGCGGCUGCUCUGCGAGCCUUUGGUCUCCAUUGUCGCCUGAGCAUCCAUCUUCAGCACAAGUUCUGCUCAGAAGGAAAACUGUAUUUGUCCAUUUUGGAAGACACUGGCUUUUGGUUAGAAAGCAAAAUUUUAUCUUUUAUUCAAGAUCAAGAAGAAGACUAUCUGAAGCGUCAUAGAGUCAUUUAUCAGCAAAUUAUUCAGACCUACCUGACUGUGUGUAAAGAUGUUGUUAUGGUAGGCCUUGGUGACCAUCAGUUUCAGAUGCAACUUUUACAGCGGAGUCUCGGGAUCCUCCAAACAGUGAAAGGAUUUUUUUACGUUUCAUUACUUCUUGACAUUCUGAAAGAGAUAACUGGAAAUUCCUUCAUUCAGAAAACAGAUUCAGAUGAAGAAGUAGCAGUGCUGUUGGACACAGUCCAGAAAGUAUUUCAGAAAAUGUUGGAAUGUAUCGCACGGAGCUUCAAGAAGCAACCGGAAGAAGGCCUGCGGCUGCUUUAUUCUGUUCAGAGGCCUCUUCACGAGUUCAUUACCGCUGUUCAGUCUUGGCACACGGACACCCCUGUGCACCGGGGUGUACUUUCUACUCUGAUCGCUGGGCCUGUGGUUGAGAUAAGUCACCAGCUACGGAAGGUUUCUGACACAGAAGAGCUUAGCCCUCCAGAGCAUCUUUCUGAUCUUCCACCAUUUUCAAGGUGUUUAAUAGGAAUAAUAAUAAAGUCUUCGAAUGUGGUCAGGUCAUUUUUGGAUGAGUUAAAGGCAUGUGUGGCUUCUGAUGAUAUUGAAGGCAUUGUGUGCCUCACAGCUGCUGUGCAUAUUAUUCUGGUUAUUAAUGCAGGUAAACAUAAAAGCUCAAAAGUGAAGGAGGUUGCAGCCACUGUUCACAGAAAACUAAAGACAUUCAUGGAAAUUACUUUGGAAGAGGAUAGCAUUGAAAGAUUUCUCUAUGAAUCAUCAUCAAGAACUCUGGGAGAACUUUUGAAUUCAUAACCAAGCCAACAUCUCCAGACGUGUAAGAGUAGGGACAAGGGACUCUAAAGGAAAUGCCUGUGUAUGUUCCUAUUGUUUUUAUUGUUAAUAACCCAUAUGAUAGGGAAAGGGUAGGGUUUUUUGUGGGGGUGUGGGAGGGUGGAGAUUGUGCAGUAGAGAACUCAAAACUUCUUCAGUUUUUGCCCAGUGCCUGCGUAAAUAAUAUAUUUAAUAUAAAGGAUGCCGGGUAUGAAUGGUGUAGGAAUCCAUGAUUCGAAGAAAAAAAAUACACUUUUCUAGCAAACCUGAUUGUUUUUAAAAUGACUUUUAUAUAUGUAAUAUUGCUUGGAAACUAUGAGUAAUAAAGCAAUGACAACAUC
Callithrix jacchus (white-tufted-ear marmoset) is the source of this 4272-nucleotide messenger RNA. RefSeq names its product non-SMC condensin II complex subunit G2 (gene NCAPG2). Gene Ontology annotation, cellular component: nucleus; condensin complex. NCBI's taxonomy places the organism in Eukaryota, Metazoa, Chordata, Mammalia, Primates, Cebidae. Gene Ontology annotation, biological process: mitotic sister chromatid segregation. The record is from RefSeq and is a predicted model, not a curated record.